AUGAUUUGUAGGUUCCGACCGUGGCAUCUCAACUGUUCGAGGAACGCUACCGAACAAGAGGAAGAAGGAGAGGUGGCUGGUGAGGCGUAUGUUCCACAACCAUACGCUCCUCAGGAUGAGGUACAACCACAAAUUUAUGCUGAGGAGUUCAUUUCCCUCAACGACCAAGGUAUCCUAUACAAUUUUGAUGACCAUGCGGCCCUUAAUCAGCAAGUACAUCUCUGCUCUGACAACAUCGACAAUAUUGUGGCCCGAGGGUAUUUGUACGAGCAUGUGGGUAAGAUCAAAGUUCACUGCCAGGAUUACGAUGAUUCACAUGCUCGGAUCAUGGUUUCGGAAAUCCUGCAAGAGGACGCUGAAAUCCCAGUCCCAAUUGAAAAGUUCAGAUAUGUUAGGGACGUGUACCAGAUGUUCCUUCCUUGGCCUAAACACUUAAUUUUAACAACCGAGGGUCCACUCGCUCAACCGCCCUCAAGACGUGAUGCGUCAAAGGGGAAAGCUCCGAUGCUUUCUCCACAAAGCCGUGGUGCACGGGAAGAUGAGUUGUUCACGGAAGAGAAGAUGGCGUUGAUCCCUAAUUCGCUAAAAUGGAUGAUUCAUGAAUUCCUAAGGCUCAAAGAUAAACGUGAUAUAAUCACAAUUUCUGUCCCCCGAGGAUUCAUUGCACCGCGUACCCAGAUCAUUUUAUCUGGAGAGGAUUUGCAGCAGGUUGCUACGUGUAACUAUAUCGGCAACCAGGGAAUGUUGUUUGGAAUGAUGUAUACUCUUCUUUAAUCUAAUUAACCUUAUAUCAAAUUAUAGUUAAAUUAUUAUAAGGCACUAACACUUUUUUUUGGCAGGCACAUAUGGGAGAGCAUCAACGGUCUGAGAAAAAUUUUCAAGUUUUACGACCCAGAGCUUCUCACAGUGCA
Cannabis sativa is the source of this 911-nucleotide messenger RNA. RefSeq lists its product as uncharacterized. The record is from RefSeq and is a predicted model, not a curated record. The transcript has 3 exons. Lineage: Eukaryota; Viridiplantae; Streptophyta; Magnoliopsida; Rosales; Cannabaceae. The coding region runs from base 1 to 774 and encodes 257 amino acids.